Molecule: messenger RNA, 2563 nt
Organism: Aureobasidium pullulans EXF-150
Lineage: Eukaryota; Fungi; Ascomycota; Dothideomycetes; Dothideales; Saccotheciaceae
Exons: 2
Coding region: 378-2162 (594 amino acids)
Molecular function (GO): protein binding
Source: RefSeq, a predicted model, not a curated record
GGGGACGGUUGGACGACGGUUGUGUAAUUGCUGCUCUUUUCUCUUCUUCUUCACCUUAAUCCGAAUUGCUCUUCACAGUCGUUGCAACGUUGUCCCUCUUUUAUCGACGUCCGCUGUGUCCGCCUGGUGCUAACCUGCUUUCGCUCAUUUUAAUUCUGUUUAUCACGCGCCGAACGGUCUGGUCACCACGUCUCAUAUACCAAACAUUCCUCGUCGCGCACGCCUCCGUUUCUUGCUUGUUGUCGAUUCUUCGCAGGCGACCACCCACACACUCGUUUUCAACCUUGCUGCCGAUUACUCGACGUUUCACUCUUUUCCAUCAACCAUCCGUCCACUACUAACCAACAGCCCAUAAUCACAUUAAUCCGUUCUUCGCCAUGCAUCUCAAACUCAAACCUCACCGCCACGUCGCAAGCAGACUGCACAAGCGUGAUGACCCUCCAACUUUGGAUUCUGAUGUUCUUGAAGAAUCCCUCGACAAACGCGCAAACGAUGUUGCGACAGUCUUCUCAGUUGUCUAUGUGACGGCCUCUGCCACCUUCUCUGGACCUACAGCCGGCUUUGUUACUCUCGGAGCCGAUUCUACAACCACAGCAAAGGCAUCUAAGCCCACAGCUGCGAGCAACGGAGACAAUGACGAUGACAACACAACCACAGCAAAAGCCAAGCAGACGACGACAGCAUCAGCAAAGUCCAGCUCUGCUACAUCCACAUCUUCCAGCAAGGUCACAAGCACAUUAUCACCGACCGCAAAGUCAACCGCCACAACACUUUCUUCCUCGUCCUCUUCGUCAACACUCGUCUCAUCUUCAUUGGCCGUCCUUACCUCUUCUGCCGCUGUAUCUUCUACGAUCGCAACUUCAUCAAUCAACUCAUCCGCCGCAAAAGCUCAAGCAACAUCUUCAAGUUCAGCCUCGUCAUCGGCCGUGGCAGAUGCAAGCUCAAGUGGUAUGAGCACGGGCGCAAAAGCCGGUAUCGCUCUCAUGGUCAUCUGUGUCAUUGGUGUAUGCGCUGGUCUUGCAUACUUCUUUAUCCGCAAGAAGAAAGCUCAGCAGAAACAAGCUAUCGGCAUGGAGAGACUCGACGAUGAGAAGAAGGGCUUCAUGGCUCAAAGCCCAAGCACUAUGACUAUUCCUCAACCUCCUCCUCAAACACAUAGCAGCGGCCCUGCACCACGAGUCAGUUACCGUCCUGGUUCUCAGUUCUCUGCCAGUGUCCUUGGAGAUGCUGAGAAGGCUGCUGCCGGGGCCGCUGCCGGUGUCAUGGCUGGUAGAAAUAGCGACCCGUCCAACCCUUUCGGCAUUCACGCUCAAACCGUCGACGCUCAAUCAAGGGAUGUCAUCUCGCCUAUUCCUGAGGAGCGUUCAUUGAGCCCACCUGUCGAGCUUCAGGGCAGUCCUGUACCCAGCCCCACUGCGGCUAGCUUCAACGUCAAUUCCCCUGUAACUCCUGGCGCCGAGGUCAAGGCCGAGGUUGGCAUGGCUUCUGUCGUACCUGUAGCAGCUCUAUCUGGUGCUGCUCCUGGUGCUGUUAUCGCCGACCCUCCUGGUAGCACUGUCCACCGUGUCCAGCUUGAGUUCAAGCCGUCCAUGGAUGAUGAGCUCGAACUCAAGGUUGGUCAAAUUGUGAGAGUCUUGCAUGAGUACGACGAUGGUUGGGCUCUCUGCAUCCGUAUGGACCGCUCUCAGCAAGGUGUUGCACCUAGGACUUGUCUUUCCAAGCUGCCGCUGAAGCCCAGACCUAUGGGACCUCCUCCCGGUGCCAAGAAUGGACCUCCUCGUGCUGUCCCUCGCCCUGGUCAAGGUCUUAUGGGUCCUCCUCCGAGACCCAUUCCCGGUGCCAAAGUCCGUCAAAACUCGUCAUCGUCUCAAGGCUCUGCCGUAUCUCAACCCCGCCGCCCUUCAAUCCAGCCUUCCAAGCAGUCAUCUCCAACGCUAGCUGAGCAAGCCCAAUCACGCCAACGAAGCAUGUCUGUCGCUGCAUCCCCCACCAAAGCUCCCAGACAAACCGAGCAGCAGCGUGCAGUAUCAGCCGCUGAAGCUCACAGUCGCAGCGCUUCUAUGGGCACUGCAUCAAGCGCCGAAAAGUCUUCAACCGCUUCUGGUGCGACUACCCCUCUUGGAGUACCUGCAAGGAAGCCAGUUCCUGGCCAAGCUCUCUAAUCCUAAUGAACACUGCCUUUUAUCAAACCAACGAUUAGCAUGCAACACGUAGACACGCGACAAUCACGCUCGAAGGAAGAAACUCAAGGAACAGACCCACCGCAGCGAGCGAGCACAAAGAGAACACAAGCGCCUUUUCAGUUCACAAAUACCCUUUUUCGUUUUGUUGAUUCUCCUUGUUCUUUUCUUUUCUUCAAGGUUGGAAAUAUUCUUAUUGGAGAGGGAUGCCACUGCAUCGUCGUUCUUCUUUUCUAUUCACUUAGCUCAUUUACUGUCGUUCGCUGAACAAUUUUCCUUUUCUCAUCAUGAUAGCAUUACGAAGGCCCAGAGCCAGUAAUGUUUUGUAUGUAGACUACCUUUAUCGAAAGCAUCAAAAACUGCCGAUUCCCACUCUAUCACAC